AUGCUCAAGAGGGUGCGCAAGGACAUCGCCUUCCCUGAGCGCGAGCUCCGCAGGAUGCAGAACCUGGUCAAUGCUCUGGCCGACAUGGAGGUGCUCGACAAGGUUGCCAAGGACUGGAAGGGCAACAUGCGGGACCUCAGCUACGACAUGGAGGAGUGCAUCGACCAGCUCAGCUUCCCCAAGAAGGCUGCACGCCAGCUCAAGAAGCUGUUCGCGCGCCAUGACAGCCGCACCCAGAUCAAGGAGCUCAAGGACCGGGUCAAGGAGGAGGAAGAACGGCGGCUGAGGCUGAAUCUCGACAAGUAUGCUGCAAUUGGGCCAACGAGGCCCGUGGAGAUAGAUCCCCGGCUGGCUGUGUUCCACGGGGUGGCCAAGGGCUUGGUGGCCAUUGACGGCCCCAGGGAUCAGCUUGUCUCUUGGUUGACGGAGGUGAGCGUGGAGCUGAAGGUGGUAGCCAUUGUUGGUGGUGGGGGGCUGGGAAAGACCACCCUUGCCAUGGAGACCUCUCGCAAGAUUGGAGAGCACUUCCAGCACAGAGCUUCUGUGUCCGUGUCACGCACCCCUGAUCUCGAGAAGCUCUUGAAAGAUGUCCUUUCUCAGAUCGACAAAGAUAAAUUUAGGGAAUGCCAGUCCGAGAGGUGGGACGAAAAACAACUAAUCCGUGAAAUCCAACUGCUCUUGACAGGAAAGAGGUACUUUCUUGUUAUUGAUGAUGUAUGGAAAGAACAAGACUGGAGAUCUCUCAAAGCAGUUUUUCCUGACAAUUGUAAUGGCAGCAGAAUAAUUAUUACUACACGCAUUGCCAAUGUAGCUAAGUCAAGUUGUUCAAACUCUGGUGACCACCUCUAUCAAAUGCUACCCCUCAACAAUGUUGAUUCCCGAAGAUUGUUCCUUCGGAGAAUUUUCCACUCCGACAACUCUUGCCCUCCUCAACUACAAGAAGUCUCAACUAGGAUCCUGAGAAAAUGUGGUGGUCUGCCAUUGGCUAUAGUUACAAUUGCGAGUUUGCUGGCCAAUAAACCUCAAAACCUAGAUGAAUGGGAGAGACUCCAAGGUUCCAUUGGUACUGGUAUUUCAUAUGAGAGUGAUGAUGGAGGAAAUGGUAUGAGACAUAUAUUGUUACUUAGUUAUUGGGAUCUUCCACACCACUUGAAGACUUGUUUGUUGUACUUAUGUAUAUAUCCAGAGGACAAGUAUAUCCCGUGUGAAGAACUAAAAAGGAAAUGGCUAGCUGAAGGAUUCAUUGCUACAAAACGGGGAAACGUGUAUCAAGAAGCAGAGAGCUGUUUUAAUGAACUUGUCAAUAGAAGCUUGAUUCAGCUGGUUUAUGCAGAUCCUCAAGGUUAUGGUUUUGACCAAUACUGUCGAGUUCAUGAUAUGGUCCUUGACCUCAUAAUAUCUCUGUCAGAUGAAGAGAAUUUUGCCACUAUUUUAAACGCUGAAUGCAAUUCUUUGCCAAGCAAGAUCCAUCGAAUCUCCCUGCAAUCUAGUGGGAAUGAACAUAAAGGGGCAAUCCAAUCAAUCACAAGAAGCAAGUUACAUGUUCGCUCACUAAAUGUGUUCGGAGAAAGUAAGCAGAUACCCCCACUUGAGGACUUUCAGUCUUUGCGUGUGCUUGAUAUAUGUGGUGAGUGGGAACCGGAAAACGAGCAUAUAAGAAAUAUUGGAAGUUUCUAUCAACUGAGGUAUUUGAGAAUUAAGUCUAGAAGAAUCACAGAGCUUCAUGAAGAUAUCGGAAAGCUACAGAACUUAGAGACUCUUGAUUUGCGGGGCUCUAUAAAGAUUAGAGAACUGCCAUCAACUACAGCCCGACUACAGAAUUUGGUGCGCCUAUUUGUUUCCUGUAGUUGUGUGUUGUCUGCAGAUAUGUUUGGCAGCAUGAGAGCCCUAGAGGAAGUGGCAGAUAUCCAUCAAACUGACAACCCUGAGAAAUUUGUGGAAGAACUUGGACAUCUAACAAAAUUGAGAAAGAUCACGAUGACUGGUUCAUGGACUGAAUGCUAUAGAGAAAGACUGAGGUCAUCUCUGAAUGCCAUAGGCAGCCUUCAACAUCUUCAUACUCAUGCAGUAAUAGGAGAAUAUAUGUUCAGGGAUCCAUGCUGCACCUUUCCGCACCUCCAAAAUCUUAAACUAGAGUACCCCAUGAUGAGGUUUCCCAAGGGAAUGGCCUUCCUAACCAACAUCCUCAAAUUAGACAUAGAAGUCUAUCUAUUUGAUGAUGAAGAUCUCCGUAUUCUUAUGGGUAUGCCUUCUCUGGCUAAUCUCCAGCUAAUAGUUUCAAGAUCAGGUGGCGUCCUGACUGUAAGUGGUAACGGAUUCAAGCUGCUAGAGGUGUUCCACUACACAAAUCAGGCAUACGAAACAACAGGUAUAAAAUUUGAAGCAGGUGCGAUGCCAGCACUCCGAUGGCUCUAUCUUUACUGGAACAAUUGUGGUGUUCCGUUAAGGAAUAAUGAGAACACUGGCAUGGGCUUCGAGCAUCUUUCAAACCAUGCUGACCUCCAUGUCGAAAUUAGUAUUUCUCGUGCAACUCUGGACGAGCUGGAGACUGUGGACUGUUUCGUCGAAAAAGCAAUCGCUUUGCAUCCCAACCGUCACAAUCUUCAGCUCCGUCUCAGCUACUCUUCCUGA
Molecule: messenger RNA, 2631 nt
Organism: Triticum turgidum subsp. durum (durum wheat)
Lineage: Eukaryota; Viridiplantae; Streptophyta; Magnoliopsida; Poales; Poaceae
Source: the annotation of a GenBank genome assembly